UUCUAUCUCUCAUUUACCCAAGCAAAACACCCAAAAUUCCUCUGUCUCACUCUGCCUCUCAAUGCACACACUUGCUUUCAAUUUUUGCAGAAAUCAAGUGAAGUAUUGACUGACAGAGGGGACUUAGCGAAGAGUGGUGUGUGCAAAGCAUUUGUGUUAUGGAAAGAAAUAGUACGUUAUAUAUUCGAAUUCAAUUUAUUGCCUUUCUUUGCUGAGUGUUUACGUAAUUUUCUCGCCGAUUAUAGAGUGGCUAGUAAAGCCAAAUCAUUACCAAUUCAAAACCCAGAUCUCUAUUCAUUGUUUUUCUGCCUUUUCGAGGCGGCGUAACCCACUUGUCAUCUUCUAGACUCUAGUCUCUGUUUUCUUCUGGUGUAGAAACAGAGAGAGAGAAGCAGAAAUGGCCGAAGAUUCAGCCAAAAUCUAUAUACCUGAGUCAUUUCAGGUCAACCGAGAUGACAUUGCGGGGCAAAUUGGGAUGAUAUGGGAGCUGAUAAAGCAACCAUUGAUAGUUCCUUUGUUGCAAGCUAGUGUGUAUGUUUGUUUGGUUAUGUCGCUGAUGCUGUUCAUGGAGAGACUCUAUAUGGGUGUUGUUAUAAUCCUUGUUAAGCUCUUUUGGAAGAAACCAGACAAACGUUACAAAUGGGAACCUCUCCAAGAAGAUUUGGAGUCCGGAAAUUCCAACUUCCCAGUCGUUCUUGUCCAAAUCCCAAUGUUCAACGAAAGAGAGGUUUACAAGGUCUCCAUUGGAGCCGCAUGCGGACUUUCUUGGCCGUCCGAUCGUCUCGUGAUCCAAGUCCUCGAUGAUUCAACUGACCCUGUUAUCAAGCAAAUGGUGGAGCUGGAGUGCCAGAGAUGGGCAAGCAAGGGAAUUAACAUAACGUACCAAAUCAGAGAGAACAGAGUGGGCUACAAAGCAGGGGCUUUGAAAGAAGGUCUAAAGAGAAGCUACGUUAAACACUGCGAAUAUGUGGCUAUCUUUGAUGCUGAUUUCCAGCCUGAGCCUGGCUAUCUAAAGCGAGCCAUUCCUUUCUUGGUCCAGAACCCAGAAAUCGCACUUGUUCAGGCUCGUUGGCGAUUUGUGAACUCGGACGAAUGUCUGCUGACAAGAAUGCAAGAGAUGUCACUGGAUUACCAUUUCACUGUGGAGCAAGAAGUUGGUUCAGCCACUCAUGCAUUCUUCGGUUUCAAUGGCACUGCUGGUGUUUGGAGAAUUGCCGCAAUCAACGAGGCAGGUGGCUGGAAGGAUCGUACAACCGUGGAGGAUAUGGAUCUUGCUGUCCGAGCUAGUCUAAGGGGUUGGAAGUUUGUCUACCUUGGUGAUCUCCAGGUGAAAAGUGAACUUCCUAGCACAUUCAAGGCCUUUAGGUUUCAGCAGCAUAGAUGGUCAUGUGGUCCUGCCAAUCUGUUUAGGAAAAUGGCAAUGGAGAUUGUUAGAAACAAGAAAGUGAGGUUUUGGAAGAAAGUGUAUGUGAUCUACAGCUUCUUCUUCGUCCGGAAGAUUAUAGCUCAUAUGAUCACAUUUUUCUUCUACUGUGUUGUACUUCCAUUGACCAUUUUAGUUCCUGAAGUUGAGGUCCCUAUUUGGGGAGCUGUCUACAUUCCUUGCAUUAUAACCAUUCUCAAUUCAGUCGGAACACCAAGGUCCUUUCACUUGUUGUUUUACUGGAUCCUUUUCGAGAACGUAAUGUCAUUGCACCGGACUAAGGCAUCGUUCAUUGGUCUGCUCGAAGCAGGACGGGUUAAUGAAUGGGUUGUCACUGAAAAACUAGGUGAUACACUCAAGAACAAAGAUGCUGCCAAGAACAAAACCAACCAGAAGGCAGUGAAAAAAAUCCGGUUUAAGUUCAUUGAGAGAAUCAAUUCGUUGGAGCUGGGAUUCGCGGCCUUCCUUUUUGUCUGUGGAUGUUACGAUUAUAUUUAUGGGAAGAACAACUACUUUGUAUACCUAUUUCUCCAAACCGUUACCUUCACCAUCACCGGAUUCGGCUACGUUGGCACCAUCAUUUAACUAGAUUGCCAUUUGUGAUGCUCUGUGUGGUUUCUCUUCUUGUACAUCAAAUUGUUUUUGUGGGGUUCCUGCAAGCAACAUUCUAUCAAAAUCGCGGAUUUGUGUUCCUGCGCAUUCAAGCAGAAAUAAGUUCCCGGAAUGGCAGAAAGUCAUAGCCAAGAGAACAACAUGUUAUCCUCCAAUCUUAAUACAGAGGCAAGAACGGAAAAGCAGCAGAAGCAGCAUAGCAUAAGAAUUAUAGGGAGAUGAUGUUAAUUUAUUUACAUAGAUUGCUUUUGAAAUUGUGAGAUUUUGCUUUUUCUUUCUUUUUCCUUGGAUUUCCAUUUUUAGGUAAUUGCCUCUGUUUUGAGGGGAAGAAACUGGUGAAUCAAAUUGUGAAUUUGUGAGCAAAAAUUAAGUUAAUAAUUUUCUACUACCUA
This is a messenger RNA of Tripterygium wilfordii, 2427 nucleotides long. RefSeq names its product glucomannan 4-beta-mannosyltransferase 2-like. Bases 398 to 2008 code for a protein of 536 amino acids. Lineage: Eukaryota; Viridiplantae; Streptophyta; Magnoliopsida; Celastrales; Celastraceae. Gene Ontology annotation, cellular component: Golgi apparatus. Gene Ontology annotation, molecular function: mannan synthase activity. The record is from RefSeq and is a predicted model, not a curated record. The transcript is spliced from 9 exons.